AUGUCAGCUGCCAACUUGAUGUUGUUCGCUAAUCAUAGUGCUAGUAAUAGUAUUGUUGAUGAAGUGACCAAUGAAGUGCUAAUUGACUUGAUGAACAGACAUGAUUUCAUGUCUUUGCUCGAUCAAGUUGUUGAAGAUUCCUCGACUAAACCUUUCAAUUCUUCCAAUAAUUCAUGUACUUUUCAUCCUCAAAAACCUCAAGAAUGCCAAAUGAUCCAAUCCACCAUCUCUUCACCAUCAGACAUGAUCACUCUCGAUGAAAGUUAUAUUCAUCAACUCAUUGAUCUCGAGUUGAGAAAUGUGCCAUCCACAUUAGGUUUAGUUUGGAGUAAACUUUCCUCCACUACCAAUGAAUUUCAAUUCAAUGCUAGAACCAUCACCCAAUCUUCAACUUCAUCUUCCCCUACUACUACUACCACAACUAGUGCAUGUAGCAAUUCUAAUACAUUAUUCAAUAGUUUCUCAUCAAACAAUGAGAAUCAAUACUCAACCACAACAACCUCUCCACUUCUUGCCGGCAAUAACGUGUGGGAACCAUCCAGCACACCGAUUACAUCUGUUCCUGAUUCCUCCAAUUUCGUUAUCCUUCCUAGUUUGGAAAAUUCACAACAACCUGAUUUACACCUCCAAUGCAAUAACAGCAACGGUAUGAAACCAUUCAAUGGUUCAUUAUCGUAUACUGGCAGUCCUAGCAAAAUUGCUAAAAAGCAGAAAAUGAAAGCUUCCUCUUCUCCAAUGAAGAAACAAUUAGUUUCGAAUAAUGAAGAAUUAUCAUAUUGCAUAUCUUUCCAUCAACCAGAAUCUAGUUUUUCUAACUUUACAUCAUAUAAUGAUGACAAGAAGGUUUCAAAGAAAAGGAGAUCUUCAUCAAGCAGCAAUAAUAACAUGCCAAACUAUCGAGUAAGGUUUUCACACAACAAGUUCGAGGAAAUUGAGUUUAAAAAGUCCAAUCCAAAAGGAAAGUUUAUCAUUUUCAAAUAA
Molecule: messenger RNA, 981 nt
Organism: Naegleria gruberi
Lineage: Eukaryota; Heterolobosea; Eutetramitea; Acrasida; Naegleriidae
Exons: 1
Coding region: 1-981 (326 amino acids)
Source: RefSeq, a predicted model, not a curated record